AUGGUCUCAUUUGGCGAGUUGGAGGAUCUUUUGUUGCAGGACGCGGACCGACAGCAGAUAAAUCCUAGAGGUACAGAUAUCGACGUCCAAUAUCUCUCAUCUCAACUCUACCAAGCGCUUGAGUUUGGAAAGAUUUCACCAUUCCGCUACAAUACCAGUGUUGUCGCGAUUAUGCUUUGGAAUUCAUUGUUCUAUUUCUUCCUUGGUACAGCCAGUGCCUGGACCCCACAAUCUAGAGUGGCUGCGAGGGCCAACGGCGAACAGCUUACUGAGCGAUGGCUACCGAGCGAUAAAAAGAUCCGUGGAGUCAAUCUCGGCUCGCAAUUCAUCAUUGAACGAUGGAUGGCCGAAGAAUCAUGGAAGACCAUGGGCUGCAGCGCCUACAAUGAUGAGUGGCAAUGCGUCAAGGGUAUUGGUCAAGCCAAAGCCAACGCCGCCUUCAAAAAACACUGGGAGACUUGGAUCACAGAGGAUGAUAUCAAGCAGAUUGCAAGUCUUGGUCUCAAUGCCGUACGCAUUCCUGUAGGGUACUGGAUGCACGAAGAUAUUAUCCAAGAUGGCGAAUACUGGCCCCGAGGCGGCAUCUGGCAUCUUGAUCGUAUCGUGGGCUGGUGCAAGGACCACGGUAUCUACGUUCUGAUCGGCCUUCACUCUGGUCCUGGCAUCAGCUCCCCAAAUGAGCAGUUUACAGGUCAUUCUGUGCCUGAUCCUGGAUUCUACACUCCGGAGAACUACGAGAGAGCGUACAAAUUCCUUGAGUGGAUGACAAAGCGCAUCCAUACCAACGGCAACUAUACCACUGUUGGAAUGCUCGAGGUUUUGAACGAGCCUGUACAUGUACCAAAGUGGAAGGACGAGGCAGCAGACAUGAUCAAGAAUUACUAUCCCAACGCAUACAAGCGAAUUCAAGCUAUGGAGGGCUACUUGAAGGUCCCGGCUGCAGACCGCUUACACAUCCAGUUCAUGGCAAGUACUCUCCAUAUCCCUGAGACAGGCAAGUCGUGGGGAUCAGGAGAUCCAAGAACCUCUCUCCCAGAUGAAGAUACAGUCUUCUUUGACGCACACCGAUAUCUAAGUUUCGACAACAGGAUUGCUGGCAACAAGAAAGCGUACAUCCAGACCGCAUGUAAAGAUGAUAUGGGGAGACAUGUUUUCGUUGGUGAAUGGUCUCUAUCAGUGAACAGCACUUUGAAAAACACAGACGAGUUCAAGGUUGAUGGGCAAGAAACGUGGUACAAGGCGUAUUGGGCUGCACAAGCAGAGUCCUUUGAAAAGUCUGAUGGAUGGUUCUUUUGGUCUUGGAAAUGUGAUGGUAAGCUGGGCAAACAAGACUGGCGGUGGUGCUAUCAGUCCGCUGUUGCCGCAGGGGUUAUUCCAAAGGAUGCUGGCAGCGCUGCGAGUCUGAGUCCCUGCGCUAGAUAUACUUAG
Messenger RNA from Fusarium pseudograminearum CS3096, 1428 nucleotides. RefSeq lists its product as uncharacterized. The record is from RefSeq and is a predicted model, not a curated record. The transcript has 6 exons. Lineage: Eukaryota; Fungi; Ascomycota; Sordariomycetes; Hypocreales; Nectriaceae. Bases 1 to 1428 code for a protein of 475 amino acids. Gene Ontology annotation, biological process: glucan catabolic process. Gene Ontology annotation, molecular function: beta-glucosidase activity. Gene Ontology annotation, cellular component: cell surface; extracellular region.